Molecule: messenger RNA, 1805 nt
Organism: Achroia grisella
Lineage: Eukaryota; Metazoa; Arthropoda; Insecta; Lepidoptera; Pyralidae
Product: PR domain zinc finger protein 5-like
Exons: 5
Coding region: 83-1744 (553 amino acids)
Cellular component (GO): nucleus
Molecular function (GO): zinc ion binding
Source: RefSeq, a predicted model, not a curated record
GUCAAAAUUGCAUCGAUGGCCAUAAAAUUAGCGUCUCAGCUUGAUUGUUUUUUGUAAAUAACAAAUGUAAAAUUAAUACAGAAUGGCUGCUAAAACAGUGGUAACGAAAAGCAAAGGUCCAUUGCUGGAUCCUGGCCUUUGUAGGUGUUGUCGGUCAAUAAAAAAAUGUCGACUUUUAAGUUUCGAAUACGAGUGGAGCGGAAAGAAGGAAGUGUAUUCUGAUAUGUUUAUGGAUUGUUUCGGAUUGUUGUUAUCACACCUUGAUGGCGACAGCAAGGAGUCCUGUAUAUGUGCAACUUGUGUGACGAGACUGCGCGACGCGUGUGCAUUCCGCCAGCAGGUGCUGCAGUGUGAAGAUGUGUUCCUUAGUGCCAAGCUCGAGAGCAAAGAUGUGGAUCGCAAACUGGAAGUGAAGGUGAAGACGGAGCCGAUCACAGAAAUGGAUAUAGAUGAUCAGAUGGAUGAUCGGGAUGACAUCCACGACACCGAAAUGGAACAUAAGAUAGAUAUAGAGUUGCCAGAAACAAAAGUAGAAGUAGAAGAAGGCAAACGCGGGAGGAAACAGAAGAUGAAGCGAGAACUAUUGAGCAAGAUGCACAAAUUGAGAGAAAAAUUGGACCGGAUGCUGGAGAAACCAGAAACCCUCCCGCCAAAAAAGGAAAAAGCAAUCACCAACAAAAAAAAGAAACCAUCCAUAGACCACGAUCAUAUGGUAUACUCAAACGCGGUGACCAUAGUGCAGAAUUCAUAUGUGUGUCCUUUUCACAACAGAAUCAGCAAUUAUUACUGUUAUUACUGCAAAGAUCAAUUCUUAAAUCCUAACGAAUUACGAGACCACACCCUUUCUCAUGAUCCUACAGACAUGUUCGAGAGUAUGAUGGAAAAUAAGAAGAUCCCUAAAAUCGAUAUAACCAGAAUCGAUUGUCGAUUAUGCGACGUUAAAAUCGAUGAUUUAACCACAUUCAAAAGUCACAUCACUAAUGUUCACGGCAAGCACAUAUAUCCGGUACAGAAUGAGUUCCUCAAAUUUCGCUUGUCUAUGAAUAAUUUGAGUUGUACAGAGUGCGACAGUGUGUUCCCGUAUUUUGAUGUGCUCAAGAAGCAUAUGAUCGAACAUUUCGGCACUUUCAUUUGUGACGUUUGCGGCGCCUGUUUUCUCGAGCAGAACUCCUUGCGGACGCAUAUAAAGUCCCACAGCAAAAUCGAGGCGAAUUUCCCUUGCGAGGUGUGCGGGAAGAAUUUGAAAUCUAAAUACAGUAGGUACUUGCAUAUAGCUACAGUUCACGAAAAGAAGCCGACCGUCAACUGUUACAAAUGUGAGGCCAGCUUCCUAUCUUAUGCGUUGAGGAAUCGACAUCUCAUAGAAGUGCAUGGCGACAAAAGGACGUUUCCGUGUAAAUUGUGCGACAAAGUGUAUAAUCGACGGAAAACAUUAAUGGAGCACAAUAGACGGAAUCAUUUGAAGGUUUACAGACAUCAGUGUGAUUUAUGUGAGCAGAGGUUUUAUUUGCCUUCUCGUUUAAAAGAGCAUAUGGCCACGCACACUGGCGAGAGGAAUUUCCGCUGCGAAUUCUGUGAUAAGAGUUAUCCAAGACUGCAAUCUUUGCAGGAACAUAUUAGAUCUCAUAAUAAUGAUAGGAGGUAUAAAUGUAACGUUUGCAGCUCGUCGUUCACGCAGAAUGGCAGUUUGAAGAAUCAUAUGAAGAGUCACCAUCAAGGAUAUGAUAUGGAUGGAACUUUUUAAAUGUUACCUAGAGUUUUAAAUGGUCAGAAAUUGCUUCGCAUGUGAGCUAAUCAGAUGAAUA